AUGGACGGUGAGGGCUUUGGAGAGCUGCUGCAGCAAGCAGAACAAUUGGCUGCAGAGACAGAAGGGAUCACAGAGCUGCCUCAUGUGGAAAGAAAUCUUCAGGAAAUCCAGCAGGCUGGAGAGAGGCUCCGCUCCAGGACUAUGACCCGUACUUCCCAGGAGUCGGCCAAUGUUAAAGCGUCAGUUUUGCUGGGUUCCAGAGGUUUGGACAUCUCUCACAUAUCCCAGAGGCUAGAAAGUCUCAGUGCAGCAGUAACAACAUUUGAGCCUCUUGAGCCAGUGAAGGACACAGAUAUCCAGGGAUUCCUCAAAAAUGAAAAAGACAAUGCACUCUUUGCAGCAAUUGAAGAAUCUAGGAGAAAAACAUUUGCCAUGGCAGAGGAAUACCACAGGGAGUCGAUGCUUGUGGAGUGGGAACAAGUGAAACAGAGGAUCCUCCACACCCUGCUUGCAUCUGGAGAGGAUGAUUUAGGCUUUUCUCAGGAAGCAGAGACCAGUUACAUCAGUGAGCUUGGACCUCCUGGUCGCAGUUCCCUCGAUAGUGUGGAAAUGGCAUAUGCACGACAGAUUUAUGUGUACAAUGAGAAGGUUGUGAGUGGAAACCUGCAGCCCAGUCUGGUGGAUUUGUUCACAGCUGUUGCUGAGAAAUUAGAUGACAAGAAUGUAUCUGAUGUUUGGUUGAUGGUGAAGCAGAUGACAGAUGUCUUGCUAGUUCCUGCCACAGAUACUCUGAAAAGUCGUUGCUCAGUCCAGAUGCAGAUGGAAUUUGUGAGGCAGGCGUUAAAAUUCUUAGAGGAUAGUUACCGGGAUUACACUAUGAAGAGUGUGUAUGCUAACCUACAACAGGCCCAGCUGGGAGGAAUUCCUUCCACUUUUAAUCUAGUACGAAGCUUCCUUAAUAUCAGACUGCCAGCUCCAAUACCUGGGCUGCAGGAUGGAGAGCUGGAGGGUUAUCCAGUUUGGGCACUCAUCUACUACUGCUUGCGCUGUGGUGAUAUCUCAGCAGCUCAGCAGGUGGUAAACAGAUUGCAGCAUCAGCUGGGGGAGUUCAAGAAUUGGUUCCAAGAAUACGUACACAAUGAUCGAAGGUUACUCCCCAGGAACAGAGAACAAACUUCGUCUCCAUUACAGAAGAGCUGUAAGAUCGAGCACAGACCCUUAUAAGAGGGCAGUAUACUGUAUAAUUGGCCGAUGUGACGUAGCAGAUAAUCAUAGUGAAGUAGCAGAUAAAACAGAAGACUACCUAUGGCUGAAGUUGAAUCAAAUUUGCUUUGAUGAUGACUCCAGCAGCUCAGCUCAAGACAGACUGACGUUACCACAAUUCCAGAAACAGCUUCUUGAAGAUUAUGGCGAGUCUCACUUUGCAUUGAACCAGCAGCCAUUCCUAUAUUUCCAAGUUCUUUUUCUGACUGCUCAGUUUGAAGCUGCCAUUGCCUAUUUGUUCCGCUUGGAACGGACUCGGUGUCAUGCUGUUCAUGUCGCUUUGGCUCUCUUUGAACUCAGACUACUAUUAAAAUCUUCGGGACAGAGUGCACAGUUAUUGAGUCAGGAAGCAGGGGACCCUGUCGGUAUUCGGCGACUAAAUUUUGUCCGCCUCCUCAUGCUGUACACUCGGAAGUUUGAGCCCACUGAUCCACGAGAAGCCCUACAGUAUUUUUACUUUCUCAGAAAUGAGAAGGACAAUCAAGACAAGAACAUGUUCCUGAGAUGUGUCAGCGAACUGGUGAUCGAGAGCCGUGAGUUUGAUAUGCUUCUGGGAAAACUAGAGAAUGAUGGCACUAGAAAGCCUGGUGCAAUUGAUAAAUUUACAAGAGACACAAAACCAAUUAUUAGUGAAGUUGCUUCUGUGGCAGAAGAAAAGGGCUUGUUCGAGGAAGCAGCUAAACUCUAUGAGUUGGCCAAGAAUCCAGAUAAAGUUUUGGAACUGACAAAUAAGUUGUUGAGUCCCGUGGUUGCCCAAAUCAGCACGCCACAGUCCAACAGAGAGCGUCUGAAAAACAUGGCUUUUUCUAUUGCAGAGAGGUACAGAUCGCAGGGAACAAGUGCCGAAAAAUCUAUUAGUGCCACAUUUUACCUGCUGCUGGAUUUGAUGACGUUUUUUGAUAAUUAUCAUGCUGGCCAUAUAGAUGUCGCCUUUGAUAUCAUUGAGAAGCUGAAGAUUGUUCCACUAAGUCAGGACAGUGUGGAGGAAAGGGUUGCCGCUUUCAGGAACUUUAGUGAUGAGAUCAGACAAAACUUAUCUGAGGUUCUCCUUGCAACAAUGAACAUAUUAUACACUCAGUACAAGAGGCUAAAGGGCAGUGGACCCUCCACUGUUGGCAGACAACAGCGAGUUUUGGAGGAUAAAGAUUCAGUAAGUGAGAAAUUGUCCUUAUAG
Molecule: messenger RNA, 2377 nt
Organism: Staurois parvus
Lineage: Eukaryota; Metazoa; Chordata; Amphibia; Anura; Ranidae
Source: the annotation of a GenBank genome assembly